GACAUGUGCUUUUGACGUCUCCAUCUCCAAAUUGAUAAAAUAUUUCAGCACAAAUCAAAUUAUUAAUUUUACUUUUGAUGUUUUGGCAAUGAGGAUGAUAAAUAAAAAUAGAAUCCGACGCUAAAGUUACGUGUGAUCAAUAUAAAGGAUUGCAUUCAUUGAAAAUUGUAUUAAUAACAUUGGUCAAUAAUGACAUAACACUUCUACAUAUUUUGUAAAAAUAUAAUUUUAUGACUGUGACUGCCAAAGAAUACUUUAGUGUAACACAUAUGUGAUGGGUUUGUCUAAGUUAAUUGGCAAAACAGUAGGAUUCGCAGGUUAUGUGUUACAAUAUGCCUGUUUCACACAUUGCACUUUUGAAUAUGUUGGAGAUUUUGUAAUGUGCUCUGGACCUUCAAUGGAACCUACAUUGGAAUCAAACAAUAUACUAUUCACGGAACAUAUAACGCCAAGAAUGCAAAGACUGCGUCGUGGCGAUAUUGUUAUAGCCAAGAGUCCCACAAAUCCUCACCAAAAUAUAUGUAAAAGAAUAACAGGUUUGCCGGGAGACAAAGUAAGGGGUCAUUUUCCUAGACGGGCUGAAUAUGUGCCUCGGGGGCAUGUGUGGUUAGAAGGAGACAAUUCUGGCAACUCAUCUGACUCUCGUGUCUAUGGACCUGUUCCACAAGGCCUUAUACGAAGCAGAGUAGUCUGCCGAGUAUGGCCGUUAGACAAAAUUAGUACUUUGACUGAAUAUUAGUGAUCUGUGACCAUUUUGUGGACAGUUUAUGUCAUGAUAUAUUGUACAUAUAGAAAUAAAAGACAUAUUAAGGUU
Molecule: messenger RNA, 814 nt
Organism: Colias croceus (clouded yellow)
Lineage: Eukaryota; Metazoa; Arthropoda; Insecta; Lepidoptera; Pieridae
Product: mitochondrial inner membrane protease subunit 1
Exons: 2
Coding region: 275-739 (154 amino acids)
Cellular component (GO): membrane; mitochondrial inner membrane peptidase complex
Molecular function (GO): serine-type endopeptidase activity
Source: RefSeq, a predicted model, not a curated record